AAAAAUGGCUUCAAACUCAUCUAAAUUCAGCCCCCUUAUCCUUUUCCUCCUCUGCCUAUUGGCCACCACAAUCUCCGCGGCUAGUCGUGGCGGCAUCGCCAUCUACUGGGGCCAAAACGGCAACGAGGGAACGUUAGCCGCAACAUGCGCAACGGGAAAAUUCCCCUAUGUUAACCUUGCAUUCCUUAAUGUAUUUGGUAACGGUUCAAACCCCGAACUUAACCUAGCAGGCCAUUGCGACCCAGCCUCUGGAGGCUGUGUCUCAUUGUCCACCGACAUCCGUAGUUGUCAAAAACAAGGGGUUAAGCUCAUGUUAGCCAUUGGUGGUGGCAUCGGAAGAUACUCCCUAUCUUCACAACUAGAUGCCAGAAACGUUUCCAUAUAUUUAUGGAACGCUUUCUUAGGGGGCAAAUCAUCAUCAGUAUUUCGCCCCCUGGGUGAUGCCGCAUUAGACGGCAUUGAUUUUGAUAUCGAACUAGGAUCAUCACAGUUUUAUGAUGACCUAGUUCGAUAUCUGAAAUCAUACUGUUCACCAAAACAAAAGGUUUAUAUAACCGGGGCCCCACAAUGCCCAUUUCCGGAUAGGCUAAUGGGGACCGCGUUAAAUACCGGGCUUUUUGAUUACGUUUGGGUUCAGUUUUAUAACAACCCUCCAUGCCAAUAUACUUCGGGUAACACUACAAAUUUGAUCAACUCAUGGAACCUUUGGAGUAGAUCAAUAAGGACUAAAAAGUUGUUUUUGGGGUUGCCGGCGGCUACCCAAGCCGCCGGAAGUGGGUUUAUUCCGGCGGAUGUGUUGACUUCUCAAAUUCUUCCGGUGAUUAAGAAGUCUCCAAAAUAUGGAGGUAUAAUGUUGUGGUCAAAAUUUUGGGAUGACCAAAGUGGAUAUAGCUCAUCAGUUGUAUCAGAGCUAUAACUCAAACUUUGAUCAUGUUGUUGUAACCUUUUUUUUUUAUUUUUUUUUUAUACUUGACAAAAACGAAAUAAAGCUUUUACUUUUCUUAAUUAUA
Messenger RNA from Helianthus annuus (common sunflower), 1010 nucleotides. RefSeq names its product hevamine-A. The transcript has a single exon. Gene Ontology annotation, molecular function: chitinase activity. Lineage: Eukaryota; Viridiplantae; Streptophyta; Magnoliopsida; Asterales; Asteraceae. Bases 5 to 916 code for a protein of 303 amino acids. Gene Ontology annotation, cellular component: extracellular region. The record is from RefSeq and is a predicted model, not a curated record. Gene Ontology annotation, biological process: carbohydrate metabolic process.